UCACCUAAAUAUGUAUCCUCAAAUCUCAAUAGUCAAUACACUAACUAUUGGAGUGGACAGAUUUAUAUGUAACCACAUUUUGGGAAUGAUAACAAUAUUUAUUAGAUUAAGAAAUGUGAUUUAACUUCCCAAGAACAAACAAAAAAACAGAAUAGAAAUGCAAGAAAUAAAUGCAAGUGAGUAAUUAAAUAAAGCCACUCCACUCCCAACUGUGGCAAUUUACUUCUUUGACUAUCACAAUCGCUAUCAGUCUAUCACUAUUUCCAGUUUUCCACUACAAGGAGAGGAAUUACCAAAAUGUGCAGUUUGAAACCGGAAGUGUUUGACUCCCAGAUUUCCAGAGAAAUGAAUGGCGAGCCACAACCAAUGACAGAUAAUGAUCAAGCAUCCAAACACAAACACGAACACGAACACGAAGACAAAGUUAUAGAUGAAUCUGAACCAGAACCACAAGGUGUUGUACCUACAGAUUCAUGCCUGCAGGAAGAUGUUGAUAUUGAGUCGCUUUCAGGAAAACAUUUCUGUCAUGUAAUUCUUGACAAAUCAAUGAGUAAGAAUGAUCAAGCAUCCAAACACGAACCACAAGCUCAAGUUGAAGUUGUACCUACAGAUUCAUGCCUGCAGGAUGAUCAUGAUGUUGAUAUUGGGCCGCAACCACUCACUAAGAAUGAUCAAGCAUCCAAACCCGAACCUGAACCUGAACCUGAACCUGAACCUGAACCUGAAGCUAUACAUGAAUCUGAACCACAAGCUGAAGCUGAAGUUGAAGUUGUACUACCUACAGAUUCAUGCCUGCAGGAAGAUGACGAUGUUGAAGUUGAGUCGCUUUCAGGAAAACCUGUCUGUCAUGUAAGUCUUGGAAAAUCACACCUCGGCCGUGGUGCUACUUGUACGUGUCUAUUGGCGUUGCCUAUACAUUUUACUCGAAUACUUCCUAACAAAAGAGUCCCAGUUAUCCUCACUCAUGGCCCAAAGAGUUGGGAGAUGGCUUAUCAUGGUGAUGCAAAGGAAGUCAAGCAUAAAAGGUUUGACACAAGGUGGAGGGUUUUUGUUGAGGACAACAAACUUAACAUUGGAGAUGUUUGUGUAUUUGAACUCAUGGAAUGCAAUCAUACUUCUCUCAACAUCAAGGUUCAAAUCCGGAGAGGUGACUUUCCAUCUCAACUAUCAACUAUUACACACUAUGGCCCAGAGGGCAGGAGUAUGUCUAUCCAAAAGGUGAAAGGGGCCCACCACCGGACAACUCACCCGGCAACUCGAGCACGGUGGAAGAGAGAAAUGAGUGACGGACCAAAACCACUUGUAAAGAAUGAAGUUAAAGUUGAACCUGAAAACAAAUUUGAAGUUGAUCCUGUACUUGAAACCAAAGAUGAACUUGUACUGCCUACAAACUCAUGCGACGAUGAUGAUACUGAUAUUGAACCGUUAUCGGGAAAACCUUUCUUUCAUAUUACACUUCUCAGAUCACAUGUCGGUGGUGGUACAAAUAAAUAUCAACUGAUAUUGCCCAAAACUUUUACUCAAAAACUUGCCAACAAAACAAUUCCAGUAAUCCUCACCCGUGGGAAAAGGAGUUGGGAGAUGGCUUAUUUAGGUCAAAAUGCAGCCCAUUAUAAGAAGUUCGAUCAAAGGUGGAAAGCAUUUGUUCAUGACAACAAGCUCAAGGUUAAAGAUGUUUGUAUUUUUGAACUCAUGGAAUGCAGUGACAAUGCCCUUAAGUUCAAGGUUCAGGUCCUACGAAGCGACUUUCCAUCUAUCCUGUUGGAAAAGGAAGAUGGUACAAUCAAUAAUCCCAUAGUUGUUGAGUAAAUUUAUGGCUUCUGUGAUCCAUGCAUAUGAUUUUUGGGAUCACUAGUAGAAUUUGUAAUACACUUCUGUAAUUCCCAAGUUUCUGUUGUACGUAGUAAUGUAGUAUGUAAGUAGAAUGUAGGUGUGUGUAAGAUCAAGGUAUUGUUUUGAUUAAGGUUUGAAUGGUAUUUGCUUCA
This is a messenger RNA of Spinacia oleracea (spinach), 1985 nucleotides long. Its product is annotated as B3 domain-containing protein protein_Os12g40080. The record is from RefSeq and is a predicted model, not a curated record. Gene Ontology annotation, molecular function: DNA binding. Lineage: Eukaryota; Viridiplantae; Streptophyta; Magnoliopsida; Caryophyllales; Amaranthaceae. Bases 298 to 1809 code for a protein of 503 amino acids. The transcript has 6 exons.